Cyprinus carpio (common carp) is the source of this 1798-nucleotide messenger RNA. RefSeq names its product ceramide synthase 2-like. Gene Ontology annotation, cellular component: membrane. The coding region runs from base 553 to 1773 and encodes 406 amino acids. The record is from RefSeq and is a predicted model, not a curated record. Gene Ontology annotation, molecular function: DNA binding; sphingosine N-acyltransferase activity. Gene Ontology annotation, biological process: ceramide biosynthetic process. NCBI's taxonomy places the organism in Eukaryota, Metazoa, Chordata, Actinopteri, Cypriniformes, Cyprinidae. The transcript is spliced from 11 exons.
UAUAUUUGAUUGACAGAUAUUCAAGUUAAUUAUUCGUGGUAAAACUCUGUAAUCCAAAUGAAGGAAAACAAUAGAUAGAUAGACAGAAAGAAAGAGUUAUAUGUUCAUCUAAUGGUCAAUAGGGGGCGAUUUGUGGAAAGCAAAGCACCUUGCAACAUGUUUCCCUGAUGGAGAGAAAGACGGAGGAGAUGCUGCUGCCGAAAGCGUCCGUUUCUCCGGUGUUUGCUUGGAUUGUCUCGGCUCGGGGAUCAUUUAACAAAUGCAAGACAUUUUUUUUACCCUUGGAAGCCGUUAAAAGUCUUGGAAACAGAGGUUGAUGUGGUGGUUGUAAGUUGAUGUCGACGUCAGAAGCGGGUCGCGCGCAUUCCUUCGAAUAUUCGCCGGAAGAAUCCAAGCGCGAGCGUUUGUUUUCAUUUAGAUUUUAAUUGAGCGAUCAUGAUGCUGGAUGCUGUUCACAGCGAAGAAGAGCAGGAAUAAACAACAAAAGACGCGUAGAAGAACGAGGCCUGUGUCCUGCUUUAAUCGAAAUCAGUCAUUCUCCAUCACUGAAGCAUGGACAGAUUAGAGGAACUUGUAAACCAGUGGAUUUGGCGGCAGGAUUUCUGGCUUCCUCCUGGCCUCACAUGGAAAGACAUCGCUGAAGGGACGGCGGACGGAGGUCGGCAUCCCGUCCCCCGCGACCUGCUCCUCUCCGUGCCCUUGGCCCUGGGUUUCAUCGCACUGCGGUUCGUCUUCGAAAGGGUUGUGGCGCUGCCGCUCAGCCGGCGGCUGGGCGUCCGGGACAGGGUUUGGGUGCGUGUCAUGCCCGUCCCGAAGCUGGAGGCGUUUUACCUGCAGAAGAAGCAGCAACCGUCACAGAAUGAUUUGCUGGUUCUGGAGAAGCACUGUGGACUCACUCCGCGUCAGAUCCAGACCUGGCUGCGCCACCGCCGAAACCAGGACCGACCCGGCAACACCAGGAAGUUCUGUGAAGCCUCGUGGAGGUUUGUAUUUUAUCUCAUGGCGUUCUCAGCUGGUCUCGUCUCGCUCAUUAACACUCCGUGGUUUUGGGAUCAUCGGGAAUGCUGGCGCGGAUACCCAAGACAGGUCGUAGCAGAAGCUCAGUACUGGUAUUACAUUGUGGAGUUGUCCUUCUACCUCUCGCUUCUGCUCUGCGUAUCGGUGGACAUAAAGCGCAAAGAGUUGAUAGUUCAGAUCAUUCACCACAUUGCCACCAUUUUUCUCAUCACGUUCUCGUACUGUGCGAACUACGUGCGUGUGGGAACCCUGGUGAUGCUCGUCCACGACUCUUCUGACUUCCUGUUGGAGUCUGCUAAAAUGUUCAGUUAUGCUGGAUGGAGAAAGACCUGCAACACCUUGUUUGUUGUUUUCACCGCCGUAUUCCUGGUAACUCGCCUUGUGGUUUUCCCAUUCAGAAUCAUAUACACAGCUGUGGUGGAUUCGUUGGACGUCUUUCCUCCGUACUCCGGUUAUUAUUUCUUGAACGGCCUGUUGCUGGUUCUUCAGGCCCUUCACAUCUUCUGGGCUUGGCUGAUUCUUCGAAUGGUUCACAAAUUUGUCUUUUUAGGCAAAGUUGAACGCGAUGAACGGAGCGAUGAAGAGAGUGAGGCUGAUGAAGAGGAAGAAGAUGAAGGUGGAGAAGAAGAACACAGCUGUGAGCAGAAAAAGGGUGCCUUUAACUCUAAAUUGGUGUCGUUGGCCGAUAACUGUGUUCUGAACAAUUUAACGAAUCAGGGGCGAAAAAUUAAUAGCAGAAUGCCAAAAGCCAGAUAGCAAUGCUAAUUAAUGUAUAUAAACU